AAGUGGGAGCUUGGGUCAAUCUUCAUAAUUUAAUGCAAAAAGAUGAAGGAAUUGCAUUAAGAAAUUCCGGUCCACGGAGCUCCUUCUGGAUUCUUUUCUGGUGUUGUAGACAAUGUUCUUUGAUAUCAAAUGCUUAAUUAACAUCUGUUAAAAAAACUGGAAAAGCGACGGCAAAUGAACGACUAGUGUUUGUGAUUUUAGAUUGAGAAAUAACUUCUGCGGAGUUAAAUCUUCUUAAAUUCGUUGACAUAAACAUAUUCAUUAUGUAGGAUUUACAGUUUGAUAUUUUCAUUAUAUGCAAGAAAAAAAUGCAAAAUAGCUUAUAAACUAAAUUAACAUUAUUUUGUUUCAUGCCUUAUCUUAAGAAUGCUGCUCAAAGGUUGGUGGCACUCAGACCUGCCGUGGUGUUGAUGAGUCAAAAUGUUUAUCAAAAGUAGUGGAUCGCUUGGUAGAUAAGGUGCGCGACGAAAACCUUUCAUCGAAAGAUGUUUCAGAAAUCAUACGACAGACAAAAGUUGUUACGAAAGAAGGGGGACUAGUCAAACAAGACAUCAGGAACAUUGUGUUCAUUUUAAAGAGAAUACAAACAAAAAAAAUGACACAAAGUGAUCAUGAGAACUUUAUUCAAUUGUCUAGUAACAUUGUUGGCAGUGAGAGGAAAGAAGUAUGGGGGCAAAUACAGAAAUGCCUUAGCGAAACAAAUCAUCAAAGGUGCAGAUCUAGUUGCAAAAAAAAUGAUCGAAGAAAAUGGAAAACCUGGAAAGGUGUUUGCAUUCUCCAGCGACAAUAUUAAAAUACUUUGUGUAAAGCUACCUGAAAAUGAAGAUAUUAAUCUCGUAUCUGAGGGUGAAGGUGUUCAGUUUCGUGGACUAGUAACUCACGGUAUAAAACAAGCUACUGUUGUCAAAUAUUCGUCAAUUAAGGACAUAUUAUCCUUCGAGGAAUUACAAAAAUCUGUGGAUCACACUAUACAGGCCAACAAGAAUCUCACUAUCCAGAGCACUAUAAUCUCUUUUACAACGACACCAAAAUUUCUAAAUGUUACUCGACAUAUCAAAAUUGUUCUACAAAAUAAUCAGAGCAGUUUUUUAGACCCUGUAUGGGAAUGCGUGUUUAUCGAGCCCAGUGUAAACGAUAGCAAGUGGAGCCGUGAAGGAUGUGAACUAAACGAAGCACAAUCUUCGAAAGAAAAAGUUACUUGUGAUUGUGAUCAUAACACAGCGUUUGCAAUCUUGAUGCAUUUCUCAGAUGUUCAGUUAACAAAAAAACAUCUAAAAGUUUUAGAAUACAUCUCAAUCAUUGGAUGUUCAGUAUCACUUUUGGCAAUAAUUUUUACACUCAUCAUGCACGUGUAUUUUUGGAAACAUGUAAAAUCACCACGAUGUAUAGUUUUGAUUAAUCUUUGCAUCGCCAUUGGUUUUACCAAUAUCUUCUCAAUAGUGGAAGGAGUUGCCAGAAGUAAUCCGGAUUUCUGUAAAGCAAUUGCUGUUUUCUUGCAUUUCUUCCUGUUGUCAGCGUUUGGCUGGAUGCUGUGCGAAGGAAUUCUACUUUACAUCUUGCUCAUUCGAAUUUUUUAUUGCGUUCAUGGAAAGCAUAUCAAGAUCUUCAGUUUUAUUGGCUGGGGGAUUCCGUUGAUUACUGUCACCAUAUCACUUGCCGUUACUCAAAGCGAAGGAUAUGGCACCGACUAUUACUGUUGGCUGAGUGCCAAAAAUGAAUUGAAUUUGGCGUUUGUUCUACCGGCAUGCCUUGUGAUUUUUGCCAACACAAUCGUACUCAUCAUGGUAAUCAGAAAAGUGAUGAACUCACACAAAGUCAGACAACAAGAAAAUAUUGAGAAAGUAAAGAAAGGAGUAAGAGCUACAAUUGUUCUCUUACCUAUUCUUGGAUUGACCUGGGUGUUUGGCUUGAUAGCCAUCAAUGACGAGACUGUAUUCUUCCGUUAUCUUUUUGCCAUUUUUGAUUCCGCUCAAGGAUUGCUUAUAUUCCUCUUUCACUGUGCUCUAAACAAGCAGAUGCGAGAAGCUGUUCAAAAAUGUUCACUCAUUCAUUUCUCUUAAAUCUUAGUGGCAAGAAAUCAACAUACUUAGUAAAUGUUUCUUCCAGUCAUAAACAAAAUUUUCUUGAUGAAAAGAAAGCUUAUAAAAUAGUUAAAAAUGGUGAAAAAGGGAAAAUGCAAAGUGACGUCUACUAUAAAGAGGAAUAUUCUCUUCAAUCUCAAAAAGGCGGUAAUAACU
Molecule: messenger RNA, 2237 nt
Organism: Xenia sp. Carnegie-2017
Lineage: Eukaryota; Metazoa; Cnidaria; Anthozoa; Malacalcyonacea; Xeniidae
Product: adhesion G-protein coupled receptor D1-like
Exons: 10
Coding region: 612-2060 (482 amino acids)
Biological process (GO): adenylate cyclase-activating G protein-coupled receptor signaling pathway; cell surface receptor signaling pathway
Cellular component (GO): membrane
Molecular function (GO): G protein-coupled receptor activity
Source: RefSeq, a predicted model, not a curated record